CCGUGGUGACGGACCGCAUAACUAAGCGUUUACAUUUCGUUCGAAAACUUGCUACCCGGUCUACAUGGAUUCAAAGUGUGGAAGUGUUGCCAGUUUUAACACCACAGUACCCGUUAUCACAAAAUGCUGUAACUAAUUCUUGUGAUAAACUAUGGCUGCAGCCAUGAUAAGCGAUCGUGGUUUACGUAAAAAAUUAACCCAGGAGGCGAUACCUGAGAAAACACCACGCAAACCAUCGAAAAGAAAAUCAACACCUAGCAGUUCGAAGGACAAGAAAAACGAGAAUAACAACAACAAGCGUCCCAAGAUACAGACAGGAGACCCUAAACUAGAUUUAUUUUCAACAUACCAACCUUGGGUUAUCCAAACAUAUGGAGAUUUAGCUAAAACGAAAACGAUAACUUUGAAAAAGUAUGCUCGGAUUUUGCGUACUUUACGUGGAGAAGAAUGCAACAGUUCUGAUAGUUCCAAGUUCCGUUUCUGGGUGAAAGCGAAGGGUUUCUACGUUGGGAAACCUCCGGGUUAUGAAGCUAAGCCGGCGGAUGGAAUCGUGUGUCGAUACAGUGUGGCUGAUGCUGAGGGCUGUGCUAGGACGCCGGACGGCUUGGAGAUAUACAGCGGAUCGCAGAAUGACCCUCCUCUAUACAUACCAACGCCACCGCUAAAGAAUGCUCCAAGUCAAGAACCCGUUUAUAGAAAAGUUGCAAUAGUAGAAAAUUUCUUCGAUAUCAUUUAUACGGUACACGUUGAGUUGGAAGGCAGGCCUGGGAAACAUGCGGGUCAAAAAAGAACUUACAGAACGAUUACGGAGACAUACGCGUUCCUUCCCCGUGAAGCAGUGACCAGGUUCCUGACGGGAUGUGCGGAGUGCGCGCGGCGCCCACGCAGUGCAUCCCCUCCCCCGUUGCCUACACCCUCCCCUUCCCCCACCAGGCAUCCCCCCUACCUGCCGUUCCUCCCGCACUGUGCGACUGAUUACACCAGGAAUUGGGAAUCAGAAAUCGACGCAGCCCACUCCAACUAUCCUUACGAACCGAAAUUCGAUUACACAGAACUCCAACCGUUAAAGAAAGUCGACAGCCCUAAGCCAACAGACACGGAAGACCAGGAACCAACUUAUAUCGAACUUACCUCAAAAAAGGUGAACGCUUUCGAUUCAACUCCCUUACUAAACAGAAGUACGUCAGUCGAACCCGCGUUUAGAGAAGAACAGCCAGUUCGCACCGACCCUGAGAUAGACAAAGACGAGAAUAGUUUAAUCGAUGUAGAAGAUGUCAAAGUCGUUGAUAGUCCACCACUAUUACUGCUAGAGGAAAAGCAAGAAACAGAACAGGAAGUUACUGAAGAUGACAAAGAAAGUACUAAGACGACAGAAAACGUAGAAGUGACUGAACCGAAAGUCGAAGUUAAGAAAGAGAAGAAAUAUAAUCCGCUAGAUGUCGCUAAUUUGACUUCGAAAGACCCUCCGAAGUCGAGAUCUCCGCCUCGGAAGAAAUUACUGCCUACAAGUGUAGAGUGUACGAACUCUUAUGGGAGAUAUCCUCGGCCGUGGCGACCUGAUGGUGGUUUAUACUAUGCAGGCGAGGACGUCGAUUACAGCGUGCCUAUUACCACAGCCUACCUCAAGCAUAUGCGGAGUAUGGCGUAUCAAGAUAGUUUGGAUGGAGAAUCAAAGGACAAUUUAACUCCGGAACCAACCGAUAUGACAGACGAUGACAAUUUCUCUGGUGUCGCCCUCGCGAAAGACGCUGAGAAGUUGAAAAUGAUGUUGCUGGCAUGGAAUUACCACAGCCAGAGUCAAGGUCGGAACGGUGACAUGUCAGAGAGUGGGACGGACAGCAUGGCGGACCUUUGGGCGUCCUACCACAGCGCCCUAGGUCUAGGAUCCAAGCCACCCAAGCCGCCAACGCCCUUGGCUACAGGCCACUCGGUGAGUUUUAAGAGUCCGAUCCACGUGGGUUCAGCGACUCCGGGGCUGGAGACGAGUGCGACCCAUGAUGAGACGUCGUCCUCAGACAGGACUAAGGACGAUGACGACGCGGGCGCCUCGGAUGACGACAGCGACGACCGCGUCGACCCUCACCAUCAUGACCCUGAACGACUCAAGGCUUUUAAUAUGUUCGUCCGUCUGUUCGUUGACGAGAAUCUAGACAGAAUAGUGCCUAUAUCCAAGCAGCCUAAGGAAAAGAUCCAGGCCAUCAUAGACUCUUGUACGCGGCAGUUCCCGGAGUUCGCAGAAAGAGCUAGGAAGAGGAUCAGGACGUACUUAAAGAGUUGCAGAAGGAAUAAGAAAGUCAGGGGAGACGUGCCCACCAGUGGGAACGGCGGCAGCACGCCUUCUACCAGCGCGUGGGACACCGCGGUGAGGGUCCGAAAUAUUAUUUGCAUUAUAUUAGUAGUAUAAAGUAUAAACUUAGUA
Papilio polytes (common Mormon) is the source of this 2419-nucleotide messenger RNA. Its product is annotated as nucleolar protein 4-like. The transcript has 9 exons. The record is from RefSeq and is a predicted model, not a curated record. NCBI's taxonomy places the organism in Eukaryota, Metazoa, Arthropoda, Insecta, Lepidoptera, Papilionidae. The coding region runs from base 152 to 2404 and encodes 750 amino acids.